UAUCCAACUCGUCCUUCACAGCAAGGUCAAGAAUUCGUUAAAAGCAGCCGAAGAAUUGGAGAAUGCUCGCUUGACUGCAUCGCAACUAUAUACUUAUAGAAUGGCUGCUAAAGUACCACAGUCAGAUCAUGACAAGCGAAAACAGAUUAGUAUUCGGGGUAUUGCACCUGUUGAAAAUGUAGCAAAUGUGAAACAAACUUUCAACCGGCAUCUGCAUUAUACGCUUGUCAAAGAUAGAAAUGUUGCUACUCCUCGAGAUUACUUUUUUGCACUAGCUUACACAGUGAAAGAUCAUUUGGUUAGCCGAUGGAUCAGAACACAGCAGUAUUACUAUGAAAAGGAUCCAAAGCGUAUAUACUACCUGUCCAUGGAGUUUUAUAUGGGACGAACAUUGUCCAACACCAUGAUAAACCUAGGUAUUCAAAGCUCCUGUGAUGAGGCUAUGUAUCAGUUGGGUCUUGACAUUGAAGAACUGGAAGAGAUUGAGGAGGAUGCUGGUCUUGGAAAUGGUGGUCUUGGUCGACUAGCAGCUUGCUUUCUUGAUUCCAUGGCAACACUGGGUUUGGCUGCAUAUGGUUAUGGAUUGCGUUAUGACUAUGGCAUUUUCACGCAGAAGAUUUCCAAUGGCUGGCAGAUGGAGGAACCAGACGAUUGGCUGCGUUAUGGUAAUCCGUGGGAAAAAGCACGCCCAGAAUAUAUGAUACCAAUUAACUUUUUUGGACGAGUGGAGCAAACUGACAAAGGAAUGUCUUGGGUUGACACACAGGUGGUGUAUGCCAUGCCUUUCGAUAAUCCUGUGCCAGGAUAUGGAAACAACACAGUGAACACCUUGCGACUGUGGUCAGCAAAAGCUCCAAUCAGCUUCAAUCUGCAGUUCUUCAACAGUGGUGAUUACAUUCAGGCUGUAUGUGACCGUAAUCUGGCUGAGAACAUCUCACGGGUCUUGUAUCCGAAUGAUAAUAUAUUUGAGGGAAAGGAAUUGCGUUUAAAACAGGAAUAUUUCCUUGUGGCAGCCACUCUACAAGACAUCAUCCGUAGAUACAAGUCAUCCAAGUUUGGAUGUCGUGAAGCCGUUAGAAAAUCAUUUGAUAGCUUUCCAGACAAGGUUGCGAUCCAACUGAAUGACACCCAUCCAUCACUUGCUAUCCCUGAACUCAUGAGAAUAUUUGUGGACAUUGAGGGAAUUCCUUGGAAGAAGGCAUUUGAUAUUACAGUUAGGACAUGUGCAUACACUAACCACACUGUUCUGCCAGAAGCCCUUGAGAGGUGGCCAUGUUCUUUGUUAGAGAGAGUGUUGCCAAGACAUUUGCAGAUCAUCUAUGAAAUAAAUUACCUGUUUUUGGAGGAAGUUAAGAAAAAGUGGCCAAAUGACAUGGCCCGACUUGGCCGAAUGUCUAUGGUAGAAGAGAUGGGAGAGAAAAGAAUCAACAUGGCACAUUUAGCUAUAGUUGGCUCUCAUGCUGUCAAUGGUGUGGCUGCAAUCCAUUCAGAGAUUAUUAGAACUGAGACCUUCAAGGACUUUCAUGAAAUGUUUCCUGGCAAAUUUCAAAACAAGACCAAUGGAAUCACUCCACGGCGGUGGCUUCUGAUGUGUAAUCCUGGUUUAGCUGAUGUCAUUGCUGAGAAAAUUGGAGAAGAUUGGGUGAUCAAUCUCAGCGAAAUGCAAAAACUUAAGAAAUUUGCCACUGAAAAAGCAUUCUUGGAUCAGCUUGGUCGUGUUAAGGAUGAGAACAAACAGAAACUGUGUGCUUACAUCGAAAAGCAUUACCACAUAAAAGUGAAUGCCUCGUCCAUCUUUGACAUGCAAGUAAAGAGGAUCCAUGAGUACAAACGUCAGCUUCUCAAUGUGAUGCAUGUGAUCACCAUUUACAACCGACUGAAGAAAAAUCCAAACAUGAAAUUUGUACCAAGGACUGUUUUGAUUGGAGGCAAGGCUGCUCCAGGCUACCACAUGGCUAAGCUGAUAAUCAAGCUGAUCAACAGUGUUGGCGAUGUGAUCAACAAUGAUCCAAUAGUGGGCGACCGCCUCAAGCUCAUCUUUCUGGAGAACUACCGAGUCUCGAUGGCUGAGAAGAUCAUCCCAGCAGCAGACCUCAGUGAGCAGAUCUCUUUGGCUGGAACUGAAGCAUCGGGCACUGGAAACAUGAAGUUCAUGGCCAAUGGUGCACUGACAAUUGGCACUCUGGAUGGUGCCAAUGUUGAGAUGAUGGAAGAAAUGGGACGUGAAAACAUCUUCAUUUUUGGAAUGACUGUUGAUGAUGUAAAUGCACUCAACAAAAGAGGCUACAAUCCCAGAGAGUACUAUGAGAAGAAUGCUGAACUGAAGCAGGUUCUCGACCAGAUCAACACUGGAUACUUCUCUCCAGGGGAACCACACCUUUUCCACGACAUCUUUAACAGCCUAGUUAAUGAUGACAGGUUCCGUCUUCUAGCAGACUACAGUACCUACAUGAAAUGUCAAGAGCAAGUUAAUGCAGUGUACAUGAACCGAAUGGAAUGGCUGAAGAAAUGUGCAUUCAAUAUUGCCACCUGUGGAAAAUUUUCCAGUGAUCGAACCAUCUGCGACUAUGCUAAAGAUAUCUGGAACGUAAAGCCAAAUGAAAACAAACUGCCAGCUCCACAUGAACAACUCUAACCACGACGUAGUGAACUAGCCUGGACUAAAGAAACAUUUUCCUGUAUGACUGUUGAUAAUAAUUACCCUGCUUUUGUGUAUUUAUAUAUAUGGCUGAUGAGGAAUCUGCAGUAAGAUUUGUAGAAGCAUUACGAAGGUUCAGUGACGCUAUACUUGAAUAUUGCUACCAUUUAGCAACUAGUUGAAUAUUGCUACCAAUUGACAAUUGUAGUUGAACAUUGCUACCUAAUGACAAUUGUAGUUGAAUAUCACUACCAUUUCACAGUUGUAGUUGAUUAUUACUACCAGUUAGACAGUUGUAGGUGAAUAUUAUUGACAGUUGUAGUUGAAUAUUACUACCAUUUAACAGUUGUAGUUGAAAAUGGCUACCAUUUGAAAAUUGUAGUUGAAUAUUACUACCAUUUACCAGUUGUAGUUGAAUAUUGAUGCCAUUCAACAGUUGUAGAUGAAUAUUACUAGCAUUCAACAAUAGUAGUUGAAUAGUACUGCCAUUCGACAAGUGUAGUUUAAUAUUACUAGCAUUCAAUAAUAGUAGUGGAAUAUUACUGCCAUUUAACAAUUACUAGCAUUUGAGAAUUGUGGCUGACUAUGACUACUUUUCAACAUCAAUAGUUGAUUAUUGAUAACUAGUCUGCUAAAUGAGGGUGAAUAAAAAUAAUGUUUUCCGAUAUCCUCUCAGACUAAACAGAAAACAGCUUUAGUAAAUAUGAAUUUAUUCUUUUGUAAUGAGUAGUGGCAUAAAAUAUUUGAAAAAUCUUCAUCAGUUGUAAGCAAUUCUCAAGCGAAUGUUCCAAAUUAGAACUGCACAAAUAUAUGGUAAAUUGUUAUUUAUCAGAUUUCAGAGGCACAUAAAAACUUAAAACAGUGUUUUUUGUACUCCGCUGAAAACUUUCAGAUCUGUCAAAUAUAUAUACGUUUGUUAAUUUUCCCAUUAAGAGAACAUCAUCUUUAGUGAGAAUAAUAUAGCAGAGCUUUAGAUAAAGGAUUAUAGCACACAUGAUGUACAAUAUAAUGCAUCAGUUUAAAUACAAUCUAUGUCAGUGGAUGUUAUAGAUCUUACCAACCACAGUAAUUCGUUUGUAAUAUUUACACUAAAUAUCCACGUCUUCUUCAGGGAAUUAAUAUAUGAACUGCUUAAAAAAAGGAACGAGUUGCCUUUUCAGAAUAAUUAUCAAUUUUGUCAUUUAUAUCCAGAAGAUACGAUAGCUUUAAACAUGUGCUGACUUUUUUAAAGGGUGGAAGACUGUCAAAUACAGUGAUUGCCAAAGUUAACAAUCUAACCAUGGCUAGCUUUAACAUGCCGAACCAUAUCUGUUGCAUUAUGUGAUGUUCAUUUGUUAGUUAUUUUAACUCUUUAGAGUUGAAGGUUUUUGUUUAUAGUUGAUUUGAGAUGCAGAGUAUGCAUAAUUUAAACUGGAUAAAAUAAACUGUUAGGACUUAGUUUAUUUUUAGCUAAAUAGAAUGAAACUAAAUAACAGGUCUGUAGUUGGCAGAUUUCAUUAUGAAAUGUUUGCUAAAUUGAGUAACAGCUUAAACCUUGCCCAGAGAAUUAUAUGUAGUAUUUUUUGUAACAAAACUUACAUUAGACUGUACAUUAUGUUAUGUUAGAGUAGUUUAUUAGCUAAAUCUAAGUGAAUUAAAUUAACGGUAGGGUCACAUAAAUUAAUUUUUAAGUGACAGGUAGCUUUAACAGUUGGAAGCCUGGACUAAGUUAAGCCAGACUGAGCAGAAAAAAAAGUCUGUUAGACUGAUUAACUUCACGUUAAACUAAAUUACCACUUUGGGAACCAGUCAAAAUUGUUCACAAAUGUUAGAGAAAAACAGCUAGCUGAACUUAGGGUUGUGUUGCUUUUUUUAUGUAAACUAUAUUUUGUGCUAGUAGUCUGAAGAAAACCACCUAAUUGUUAGUUUUAUUGAUUUCAGUGUGCAUUGACUUUUCCAGGGACAGCAUUAUGUAAAAAAAAUAGUGGUUCGGCUCGAGAUUGCCAGACUCUCCUUUCAAAUUCACGUGUGAAGGAAAUUUUCACAGAUACAACAAAUAUAACGCACAAAAAAAAAAGUGGCCGUACCUCUUUAAAGUGGUACGGCCAUGGCCGUACUGUCUGUGCCGCCCCUGCUUUUGCAGUGCUUGUAUAACAUAGUGGUGACAACACUGGAAUCCAGCGAAAUGAUCACAUGUAUUUAUUCCCAGCUGUUCACUUGCACAUAAUAAUGGUUCAUGUACAAUCAGACCUUGUUUCAACAAUCAAAGUUGUCAUUAUUUUUAGUUUUCUGCUUUAACAAAAUACACAGUUAUCUCCCUUGCAAUUAUCGAGAAUGCAGAUACUUAUUUGGGUAUGAAGCUAUCAAAUGGUUAUAUCAUCAGCUGCUAGAUUGAUUAAUAAAUGGUAAUUGCAGUUGAUUGAAUAAUGUGUUAUAGCAUAUUUGAUUCCAGUUACUGUGUUGGGAGGUAUCGGUUCCAACUUAAACAGCUGAUUAAUUGAUAUGUUUGUUCUCAACAGUUUUGGAGUGUUAAAUAGAUCUGCUUGAAUUUUUCGUACUGUAAUCAAUUUUAUUUCAUUGUUUUGUUUCUCAUUUGUAGAUGUCAUUACUUGUUCUUAAAAGCUUUAAUUCAAUAAAGCAUCUUGCUAAGUGAUUUUUUUUCUCAAUUUAUUUGAAAUAAAAUAGGUUUUCCAAACUGAUAUUAAGGGUAAAUUAUUUUUGGUGUUUCUUUUAGUUAGACCAACAUUGCAAUAGUAAAUUAUUAUUUUUAUUUUUUUUAAACAUUUACGCUUUAUGUUGGUCCACAUAAUUUUUAUUUGAAAAAAAGAUGACAUCUGUAUUUGUACAGCUGUGCUGCUAAUGACGGCAUUCUGUAUUUAAAUGUCUGUCAUUAUUAUAUGUGAAAAUUAUCUUUAACUGCAUAUUUAUACAUUUAAUUUAGCAUAUUAAUUUGUUUUAAUUGUAACAAUUCAAAUUGUCAUAAUGAUAAGUUUUGACUAAAAAUAACUCCUUUUAUUAAUAGCAGGACAAUAUAAUUUUGUUGAGUCUUCAUCUGCAAUCAGUAUUUAUUAUUAGCAGUAAUUCCUCUUCAACAUUUUUUCAUCUUUUUUAGGUAAAAUAGUGCUUUUGGUGAUUUUCAGUGAUCUGUUGCUCAUAUAUAGUGCUAGACAACUCUCGGGCUUUGCUCAUCAUUUUCAAUAAACUGAACAAACGUACUUGCUACAUUAUCACUUUCUAUUCUUGUUUGUUUUAAAUAUUUGUUUUUGGAUUGUUUGGAUCUUUUGGUUUUACUUUGAGAUAUAGAACUACAUGUAUUUGUAAUUGCACUAUUCUGUAUCUUUGCCUCCAGUGAUCAAUAUUUGUAAUGCGAGGUCAUGUUCUUUCAUAGUUUGACCUAAAAAACACUACCAAACACUUAAAAUAACAAACUAGUGUUUAUAUACGGUUCCUUAUCUUUAAAAAAACAAAACAUGCAACCAGUUAGAUUAUGGCCUUUGUACUUACAGAAAAUUCUAAGUUGACUACUAUUUAGGUAUUUAUUGUAAGUUGGUAGUAUACAUGCUUAGAAUACUAGUAUAUUAAGUAGAACAGUUAUUUUCUCCAGCAUAAUAUAAGCAAAUGUUUUUUUUUUUUUUUUUUAAUUUUGAUCAACUUGUUGUUAACCCAUUUUGUUAUAUUCAGCACCUGAAUGUGAACAUGUACCAUACCGUAGAUGAAAUUUCCCAAAUUCUUAUAUUGAUUUAACACGAGCUGCAGUGUUGCAAGGCAGAGUUUGCAAUGUUUUGUUGUUGAAGAAUUUGGGCCUUUAUUUUACUUCUCUUUUUUAAAUGUUAAAUAAAUGUUAAAAGCUU
Gigantopelta aegis is the source of this 6468-nucleotide messenger RNA. RefSeq names its product glycogen phosphorylase, muscle form-like. NCBI's taxonomy places the organism in Eukaryota, Metazoa, Mollusca, Gastropoda, Neomphalida, Peltospiridae. Gene Ontology annotation, molecular function: glycogen phosphorylase activity; pyridoxal phosphate binding. The transcript has 17 exons. The coding region runs from base 101 to 2635 and encodes 844 amino acids. Gene Ontology annotation, cellular component: cytoplasm. Gene Ontology annotation, biological process: glycogen catabolic process. The record is from RefSeq and is a predicted model, not a curated record.